Polistes canadensis is the source of this 469-nucleotide messenger RNA. RefSeq lists its product as uncharacterized. NCBI's taxonomy places the organism in Eukaryota, Metazoa, Arthropoda, Insecta, Hymenoptera, Vespidae. Bases 114 to 446 code for a protein of 110 amino acids. The record is from RefSeq and is a predicted model, not a curated record. The transcript is spliced from 6 exons.
CGUUAAAUGAAAGUAUCGAAGAAAGCAAUAAGUAUAAAAGCAACGCUGUAGGUCUCAUAGAAAUCAUUUCCUUGCAAACUUUCAUCUAGACUGCAACGAUAAAAACGAAAAAAAUGGCAAGUUUAGUGAUAAGAGCAGCUCUUGCUGCUAUGCUUAUUAUCGUUGUUACUGGGGAAUCGUUUGAAUUGCACGUAAAUCCGUACUCUCUCGCAAAAGAAUCUGAAGGUCAUCUCCUAAAUCUUCAAAAUCUUGAACACCACGGCUUUCAAGAAAUUAAAUCUGAGCGUCUCCGUCGUGAAGCUGAUCCUGAACCUUCCAGACCCAGACCACAACAGGUUCCUCCACGGCCUCCUCACCCGAGACUCCGUCGYGAAGCUGAUCCWGAACCUUCCAGACCMAGACCACAACAGGUUCCUCCACGGCCUCCUCACCCGAGACUUCGUUGAGAAGCUUAUUCACAAAACCAAUA